AAUUCAAAAUGAAACAAUCGACUGCGGCUUAUACGUCAAAUGUCAAAUGGCAAAUGGCGGACGAUAAAACUGUUGAAUCGCCUUCGGAAAACAUCAAAGAAUUGAGUGUUGAUCUACUUCCUGAAAAGCUGAAGAUAGAUGAUAUUCGAAUUUACAAUAACUCGACUACUGAACAAAAUGCUAUAACAUUUCUUGAAAAUGAGCAUAAUGAUAAAGGUGAUUGCGACCUAAAUGAUGAAAGCGACAAUUGUCCCAAUUUUUCUAUUUAUUCUGCCACCAGUAUCGAUUUUACUAAAACAGUUUGCGCGGAGUCUAACGAAACCGCUUUUGAAAGAUGUAGUUCAGACCCAGAUCCGAGUGAAGAAUGUGAUGAAAACUUGGUACAAAUGACCGAUGAUGAAAAUGAUGAUGAUACACAGAAAAGGGAAACUAAUGAUGAAGUGGAAACCAAAGGCGGAGUUGAAGCUGAUCAUGAAAGUGAUGAGAGUGAUCAUGAAAACGAUGAAAGUGACCAUGAAAACGAUAUGAAUGUUCAAGAGAGCGAUGAAAGCAGUCAUGAAAAUGAUGAAAAAGCCCAAGAGUUUAAUGAUAGAUCCCAUGAUAACGAUGAAAGUGCCCAUGAGAACGUCGAAAGUGUCUUAGAGAAUGAUGAGGCCACUAAUGAAAAUGAGAAAAGCGCUAAUGAAAAUGACGGAAGCGCCAAUGAAAAUGACGGAAGCGCCGAUGAAAACAAUGACAGUGCUGAUGAAAACGAUGAGAAUGUUCGGGAAAAUGAUGUUAUAGCUGAAAAUAAUUAUGAAAAUGCUAAGCAGUAUGACAAAAAUCGUGAAAAUACUGACGAAAUCGUUACAAAUGUUAAAAAUGCUGACGAAAACAUAGAAAAUAUUAAUGAAGUUAUAAAAAAUGUUGACGAAAGUAGUGAAAUUAUUAAUGAAAAUGCAAUUGAAGCUGAUUUAAAUGUUGAUGAAAGUGUCAAAAAUUAUGGUACGACGAAAGUGAACUGCGAAACCGAUGAUCUUGAUAAAAGAGCGGCAGAUGCUAUGAACCACGCCACUUCAAAUUGUGAUCGAAAUCUUGAAUCGCCAUCGAAAAAAGAAGAUAAUUCAAAUAAGGGUAACAAAAAGGUGACGGCACCCUUAAUUCCCAAUAGAAAAGUUUUUUUGGAACUUUAUGAUGAUAGCGAUUGGGAGGAGUGGACUAAUGAAAAAGUGGAUGAUGAGAAACGUAUUAACAAUACUAAAAGCUCAAGCGAAAUGGAUAAAUUGACCGAAUCCAUAAGUGAUAUUGAUGAUGAUCGUGGGUACACUCCUUGCCAGGACGAACGAAGUAAAAUGGCCAACAUGAGUGACAAUAUAAGAAAGUCUAAUUCCUCUUUAGGCAUUGGUGGUUUAGAUACAGAAAUGGUUUCCGAAGAGGAAGGUAACAUAUUUACUGAUGAUCUAUUAAAACUGAAUAUCGCAAGAAAUGUCGAAGCUACAGUGGAAGAUGGAGAAAUUGUUGAAAAGACUAAAGGUCAAACAUCAGUGAACGAUAUGAAUGAUUUGAUUGAUUCAGCAACAUUAGAUGAGUCGUUAAUGACAGUAACUAAAAAUAAAGAAAAGGGAAGUGAAAGUAAAAAGAGUAACUCAACUUCCGAAAUUUUCAAAAAAGUUACUUCUAAAGAUAGGAAUUAUAGGGAUAAGGACAAGAAGAAAAAAUCGCGUUCGAAAUCUAGAGAAAAGAGAAAUCAUCGAAAAAAGAAGGAUUACUCUAAUAGGAAGAAGGAAAAGCGAAAGGACCUCGAAUAUUACGACGUUCGAAAUGUCAUUUCUGAGAGAAAUAGAAUAAGAGGCGAUAAAGAUGAAUAUGGCAGAGAACGUCGUCCGAUGCGUUCUAGAAGUAAUUCGAGAUCUAGAGUCAGCCCUGACAAAACACGCAGAAAAACAAAUUCUCACCGUGAAAAGCGUUCUAGAGGGCGUUCAAGAGUGCGUUCAGGAUACAGAAGAUUUCACAGUAGCAGAUCGAAAUCUCGUUCAGUGUCACGCUCUAGGUCUUCUUCGGUUGAACAUCGCAGGCGAAACAAAAAGUCUAGAAGUAUUCGACGGAGAUCGAGAUCACCGGAAAGUGCUUUUGUUUCUAGGUCAGUGCAUCGUUCCAGAUCAAGAAGUCUUUUAAAAAAAUCGACUAACUCUAAACGUAAGCGAAGUCCUUCUUACCGCCACGAUUGGUCUCCACCAUGGAGACCAUCGCCAUCCCCCAAUAGUCGCGUUUCUGUCUCGCCGCACAACAAUAAAGCAACUUCUCCAUCAUGGACUCCGCCUUUGCGUGACAACAUGGCCGGAGCAAAAAAUCUAAAGGUAAUUGUGAAUAAUAAGGAUGCUACUAAAAAGAAGAAAGAUAAAAAGAAAAAAUCUGACAUGAGACAAAAGGAAACGUCCGAUAGAAUUACUAAAAAACGUCGUAGGAGUUCUUUAGAUCAGCCAUCUAAGGAAGUAUUUGCUUCUGGGGAUAAUAUUUUAGUUAGUGUGAGUUUUAACAAAAAUAAAUCAACUAAUAUAGAUAGUGGCCCUCAAACCCAAGAUCACAACUUUUCCAAACGUAAAAGUAAAGCUACAGAUGAUUCAAGAAAAAUAAAACAAAAACGGGACAAAACAGACAAACGAAGCAAAAGGCGUCGCCUGGACUUAGUGAAUCGAAAGCCUAUUGCUAUUAUAGAUCUAGAUAAAUCUCCAUUUAAAGAACUAACACCCUCACCUAGGGCCGUUAUUGUUCUUACUGAUAGUGACGAUGAUGAAAAAGAACAAUCUUUAUUAACAAGGCAAGAGAGAAUACAUAAAGAACUUGGUUCACUAAGAGAAGAAUCUCAAACUGGAAGCCCGUCAUAUGAAACACUAUCCUCAUUUGCAAAUACUGGUCCUAAAACACCUCCGGAACCUCAAGCAAGUUUCUCACUUCAAUUGAAAGCUCCUCCUAAGUUAAGAAAUCUCAACAUAUUAUAUGAUAUUGAAGAAGAUAUGACAGAAGAUAAUAAUUUAGAACAAAAUCACUGUGAUGCUACGGAUAAUAAUCAUGUUGAAGAUGUGUUACACAUUGGUCCCAAUACGCCACCAGAACCACCAAAUUCACCACCAAGUUCUCCAGAUGCUUACGAUCCAUUUGAACCCACAAAAUCACCUUCACAAAGCCCUGAUAUAAUAAAAUCACAAAAUAAUCAAUGUCUUUCUGAAAAACAGACAAAUGAAGAAAAAGUUACAGAAAAUCAGUGCCAUAAGGAUAUUGCACAAAUUAAUACAGCAACUAUUGAAGACAAUCAAACUGACAAUGCAAAUACUGUAGAAAAGGUGCUUGCUAUGUUGACGCAACGGUACACCAGCCCUGAGAAAGGGUUAUGUUCUAUGGGACAAAACGAUAUCGGAAAAUCCCCUUCAGAUGUUGAGGUUGUAAUGCAAAAUUCAGCUGCUGACACUAAAUUAACAAGUCCUGAAAAUGCCAAAACUGGGGUUACCAUUUUAAGCAAUGUUUUGCUUCAACCGAAUAUGUUGAAUAUGUUAAAAACUAGCACACCAGACUCCAUGUUAGUUUAUUCGACGGGAGGAGCACCUGCUUCGGCAAAUCCGUUACUAACACUUAAUACUUCAAGAUCCAGCUUGUUCAAUUCUGCUGGCAGUGUUGUUCAAAAUUCUGCUUCCAACAACAAAACUAAUAAAUCACAAGUACGUCCAUCUCCUAUAAAAUCAAAUCCUAUCAAACCUAUGGUUAAGACAGCAGUCAUUAAGCCUGGAAUUCGUCAAUAUAAUGCUAAUAAAAUUCACAAACCCUUGAAGUAUGAUGGAGAUGUUGACGUGGAUAGUCCAUAUUCUCCAUGUUCUGAUGAUUUUGAUGAUUUGUUUGAGCCACCGACUACUGAUGCUGCCAAAACAACUAAAACUCAUAAAACAAAAAGUCCAGUUAAAAAAUCACAAGAUUUUGAUCACUUAUUCUCUUCACCUAGUUAUAAACCAUCUAUAGUUACAAAAGCUGAUAAAAAAUUAUACAAUAAAAAAUAUAAGAAAUCUAAAUCUAAUAAAACACAAGUUGGUGUGAAGAUUGAUGAUGAUCAAUUAAAAAUUCUUGAUGAAUUGCCCAGUUCAGCAGUAGAAAUGCAAGUGAAAGACAAAUUUAUGAAAAAGUUGAAUCGUCAAGAGCGAGUUGUAGAGGAAGUGAAAGUUGUUCUUAAACCACACUAUGCCAAGCGUCAUGUAACGAAGGAGCAAUAUAAAGAUAUAUUAAGAAGAGCUGUUCCCAAGAUUUGUCAUAAUAGGUCAGGUGAAAUUAAUCCACAACGAAUUCAUAGACUAAUAGAAGCCUAUGUAAAAAGAGCAAGGUAUUCUAAGAAAACUGCAAACACACAGUGAUAAAUAAUUUGAUAAUAGUUGCAUAUGUACAAUUAUAUAUUAUAUAUGUAUAUAUGUAAGCAUUCAUGUAUGCGAGCAUACAUACAUACAAAUAUGCACCCUUUCAUUGGCACAUAUGCAGUAUGCAGUAUAUGCAGAUAUAAAUAAUGUAUAUAACUAGU
Ctenocephalides felis (cat flea) is the source of this 4534-nucleotide messenger RNA. RefSeq lists its product as uncharacterized. NCBI's taxonomy places the organism in Eukaryota, Metazoa, Arthropoda, Insecta, Siphonaptera, Pulicidae. The record is from RefSeq and is a predicted model, not a curated record.